Boeremia exigua is the source of this 2733-nucleotide messenger RNA. Its product is annotated as bacterial alpha-L-rhamnosidase-domain-containing protein. The transcript is spliced from 2 exons. Lineage: Eukaryota; Fungi; Ascomycota; Dothideomycetes; Pleosporales; Didymellaceae. Bases 1 to 2733 code for a protein of 910 amino acids. The record is from RefSeq and is a predicted model, not a curated record. Gene Ontology annotation, biological process: carbohydrate metabolic process.
AUGACACAACUUGGUAAGGUAAGGUUUGAGCAUUAUCAGCCAGAGAAUGCUCUCGGUGUUCAUGAGACUCAACCUCGGAUAUCAUGGACGUACAACAGUAGCAAGCCAGGCUUCCAACAGCGAAGCUACAACGUUGAGCUCACCGAGAUUUCACCCGCUGGAAAGCCGAAGAUUAUCUGCAGCACCAAUGUGACCUCGUCAAAGUCAAAUCUGGUGCCAUGGCCUGCAGAUAAGCCCCUGCGAUCAAGGCAGCGCAUCGCCGUCAAGAUCCAAGGCGUGUCCGAGAGGGGAGAAACCACAUCCUGGAGCGAACCAAGCAUCCUCGAAACUGGCCUGCUCGACUCUUCGGACUGGACGGCGCAGCGCAUCACCGGUGGAGAUAUCAGGGAUCCGACGAAAUCACAUCCAGAGCGACUCUUCCGCAAGUCCUUUGAUCUUGACACUAUGGUAGCAUCGGCCCGUCUGUAUAUCACUGCGCAAGGUCUCUACGAGGCCGAGAUUAACGGCGUUCGUGUCGGCGACUACUUUCUCGCGCCCGGCUUCACAGAGUACAAAGAUCGACUCCAGUACCAAACGUACGAUGUUUCGAAGCUGCUGCGUCCAGGCAAUAACUGCAUUGGAGUGCGGGUAGCUGAGGGCUGGUACAAUGGUCGAAUUGGGUUCGAGGGUGGGAGACGCAACAUUUGGGGUGACACGAAUGCGUUUCUUGCGCAGCUCGAGGUGACCUUGAACGAUGAAAGCGUGCAGCAAGUUGUUUCUGACGUCACCUGGGCUGUUACGGAGGGCCCAAUUCGGAUUGCUGAGCUCUACGAUGGCGAGAAGUACGAUGCAACCAAGGAAGUUGACGGCUGGUCUCUGGGAGACAACGGUAGCGGUGAUGGCUGGCAGAAGGUCAAGGUCUUGGACCCUCUGCCAGAACGAACGAAGCUCGUGGCGGGCUACGGAGAGCCAGUGCGCAGGAUCGAGACUGUGAAGCCAAUUGAGCAGAUCACAACGCCCUCCGGAAAGACCGUCCUUGACUUUGGCCAAAACCUGGUUGGUUACGUCAGGAUAAACAAGGUUCGCGGUACGGCGGGGCAUAAGAUUACGCUCAAGCACGCUGAAGUGCUUGAGCACGGCGAGCUAGGCACAAGACCACUUCGAGAUUGCAAAGCUACGGAUGAGUACAUCCUCAAGGGAUCCCCGCAAGCUGAGUCCUGGGAGCCGAGGUUCACUUUCCACGGCUUUCGUUACGCUCAGGUUGAUAAUUGGCCGGAAGAGUCUUCUCUAGCUGACUCGAUAGAAGCCGUGGUGUGCCAUACGGAUAUGCAACGUGUCGGUCACUUCGAAUGCUCUGACAUCAACCUCAACAAGCUAUACCAGAAUGUCUGCUGGAGCAUGAGGGGCAACUUCCUCUCCAUUCCCACUGACUGUCCUCAGAGGGACGAGCGACUGGGUUGGACAGGUGAUCUGGCACUAUUCGCUCCUACAGCCGCAUACGUCUACCAAUGCGCUGGUAUCCUCAAAAACUGGCACACCGACUUGGCGAUCUGCCAAAAGAGGCGAGAUGGCCUGCCACCAAUGGUAUGCCCCGAUCCCCUUGAAGGCGAUAAAUUCUGGGACUUGGGCAUCCCCACCGCGAUCUGGCACGACGUUACGGUCCUUGGCCCAUGGGCUAUGUAUCGCGCCACCGGCGACGUCGAAAUCCUGCGAUCCCAGUACGAAAGCAUGCAAGGCUGGAUCAGCAAAAUCCAACGCUACGAAGGCAGCGCAACCCCCAACCUAUGGCAUCCCGACGUUUUCCAACUCGGAGACUGGCUCGACCCUGCAGCUCCCCCCGAUUGCCCCUGGCAAAGCAAAACAGACAGCAAACUUGCCUCCGACGCCUUCCUAGUCCACACCCUGCACCUCAUGACCACCAUCGCGACUCUCCUUGCCCACCCCUCCGACGCCACAACCUACAAAGCCGACUACACCGCCGCCCGCGCCCAGUUUCAAGCCGAAUGGACGACUCCAAACGGACGCUUAGUAUCGGACUCGCAAACCGCAUACGCUCUUGCGCUAACCUUUGAUCUGCUCACACCCGCCCAGCGCGCACCCGCGGGCGACCGCCUUGCGCAUCUCGUGCGCCUUAAUAGCUUCAAAAUCGGCACCGGGUUCGCCGGAACGCCGUACGUAUGCGAGGCACUCGUUGCGACGGGUCACGCGCAAGUAGCGUAUGGCAUGCUGCUCGCCGACGCGUGUCCCAGCUGGCUGUACGGGAUCCGGAUGGGGGCCACCACGACUUGGGAGCGCUGGGAUAGCAUGCUGCCUGAUGGGAGCGUGAACCAAGGGGAUAUGACGAGUUUCAAUCACUAUGCGUACGGGGCUGUGGCGACGUUCUUGCAUGAGCGGGUCGCGGGGUUGAGGUGUCUAGAGCCUGGGUGGGAGAGGGUGCGGGUCGAGCCGGUGGUCGGGGGGGAUAUUGGGUGGGCGAGGGCAAGGCAUGAAGGGCCGAGGGGGGAGGUGGGGGUCAAUUGGAAGGUAGUGGGGAGUAAGUUCAAGAUAGAGGUUGUCGUGCCUGAGGGGGUGACGGCAGAAGUGUGUAUUCCGGACGGGAAGGGGAAGCGCGAGGAGACUGUUGGAUGUGGAAGGUGGGAAUUUGAGACGGCUUACGAGAGGACGUAUAAGUGGCCUGUGGAUGCUAUUUCGCCGCUGCCACCUGCGCUCCAUGAUCUCCAGAGCACCUUAGGGGAGCGCGGUCGAGAAGACUAG